CCGAGCGGCGCGGGGCGGCGGGUGCAGCGGCUUGGGCUCGGCCUCGGUCCCUGGCCCGGUCGCAGCAGCGCGAGCCUCCCGAGCGGGGAUGCGCGGCGGCGGCGGCGGCGGCCAGCAGGUAGCCGAGCGCCGCCGGGUCCAGAGCUGGCGCGCGGCCGGGCGCGGCGACAGUAGCGGGUCUCGUUCUCCUCACGAUGGGCAGGGACGCGCCGCGCUGCCCUGAGGAGCCCGAGCGCCGGUGAAGGCGGAGUCGCCGGCCGCCCUCCGCUGCCAUGGCCGGCCCCGGCGCGUGGAAGCGCCUCAAAUCCCUGCUGAGGAAAGACGACACGCCGCUGUUCUUAAAUGACACCAGCGCCUUCGACUUCUCGGACGAGGUGAGCGACGAGGGGCUUUCGCGCUUUAAUAAACUUCGAGUCGUGGUGGCCGACGAUGACUCGGAAGCCCCGGAAAGGCCUGUGAACGGGGCGCACCCGGCCCUCCAGGCCGACGAUGACUCCUUAUUGGACCAGGACUUACCUUUGACCAACAGUCAGCUGAGUUUGAAGAUGGACCCCUGUGACAACUGCAGCAAACGGCGCGAGUUGCUGAAGCAGAGGAAGGUGAAGACCAGGCUGACCAUCGCUGCCGUCCUCUACUUGCUUUUCAUGAUCGGAGAGCUUGUAGGUGGAUACUUGGCAAAUAGCUUAGCAAUAAUGACAGAUGCACUUCAUAUGCUAACUGACCUUAGUGCCAUCAUACUCACUCUUCUUGCUUUGUGGCUGUCUUCAAAGUCACCAACCAGAAGAUUCACCUUUGGAUUUCAUCGCCUAGAGGUUCUGUCGGCCAUGAUCAGUGUCAUGCUGGUGUAUGUACUUAUGGGAUUCCUCUUAUACGAGGCUGUGCAGAGAACCAUCCAUAUGAACUAUGAAAUCAAUGGCGAUGUCAUGCUCAUCACUGCAGCUGUUGGAGUUGCAGUUAAUGUGAUAAUGGGGUUUCUGUUGAACCAGUCCGGUCACCACCAUUCUCAUGCUCAUUCCCACUCCCUACCUUCAAAUUCCCCAAGCAUGGUAUCUAGUGGACACAGCCAUGGGCAGGACAGCUUGGCCGUUAGAGCUGCAUUUGUACACGCCCUGGGGGAUUUGGUACAAAGUGUUGGUGUGCUUAUAGCUGCAUACAUCAUACGAUUCAAGCCAGAAUACAAGAUUGCUGAUCCCAUCUGUACGUAUAUAUUUUCAUUACUUGUGGCAUUCACAACGCUCCGCAUCAUAUGGGACACAGUAGUGAUAAUACUGGAAGGUGUACCGAGCCAUUUGAAUGUAGACUAUAUCAAAGAGUCGUUGAUGAAGAUAGAAGAUGUAUAUUCUGUGGAAGAUUUGAAUAUCUGGUCUCUCACUUCUGGAAAAGCCACUGCCAUAGUGCACAUGCAGCUAAUUCCCGGAAGUUCAUCAAAAUGGGAGGAAGUGCAGUCGAAAGCUAAGCACCUCUUGCUGAACACAUUCGGCAUGUACAAGUGCACUGUUCAGCUCCAGAGCUACAGACAGGAAGCCACCAGAACUUGUGCAAAUUGUCAAAGUUCCAGUACCUGAUUCUAUGUCCUUGGGGUCUACGGCCUUAUUUAUCCCGCAGUCACAGACUUGAGAGCAAUAAACGCAAACCUAAUGGAGUCCCUGACAGCUGUGUCCAUGUCAAGCCCCAGUCUCCCCAAAACAGACUCUGUUCUGACUGAUAUUUGCAUGAUUUUCAGGCAAAGAAGUUCCAAAGUACUGUUUACAGAAUGAGCUGUAACUCUGAAGAUACCUCAUAGAAGACAAUCCAAGACCAUACUUCAUUAAUUUGACAGAGUACGCAACAUGUACAGGAAGACUCAGAAUUCAGUAUUUGCAACUAAAAACUACUUUUUUCGAGCCUUUUAUAUGAAGUCAGUGCUAGCAAACUCAGUGUUGAACUAUUUGAGAUUUUUGUCUAUGUGUAAUCUUGGCAUCCAGUUUCUGGAAUUGUGUUCUCUUUUUAUAAAAAUUAGCCCUCAACAGAUUUCAGAAAAUAUUUAUAUCCAGAAAAUGGAAUAAGCAUGUAUUCCUAAGUGUUUCAGAACUGUUUUAUUUCACAAAUAACUUAUAAGCAGAUUUUCCAGAUAGUACUGGAUUUUGAAUCUCAACAUUUUUGAUUAUUUGUAAUCUUGUCUGAAAUAUUCACAUUAUGCCGUCACUGUCCUUCAGUUAUGUAGGAAAACUUUAAUAUAAUUACGAAUGGCAGAAAUUAGAUUUAACCUCAAAUUCCCUUACCAUAUGAUGAUCUUAAACAGAGAAGCCAAGUGGUAGGCUGUGGAGUUUUGGAUUCUGUCUUGCUGUACAUCACUUCUGUGCUUUAUGUAGAAUUGUCUUAGGACAGUAAGAGACAACAGAGUUUCAGCAGUUGUCCAGUGUGCUCCUUAGAACUGUGAUGUUUGUUAGUAAGUUUGCUUAGCACCUUGUUCUCAGGUGUACUCAGUAUCAUCUGUGGACAUCUUCCCCAGUACCUACAAAUGGCCAAGACGGAGGUUAGUAACACCUACCACUGGAGUACCUUCGUUACUCCAGAGAGAAUUUAUGUUAUGAUAUAGGCUAGGGGUUCUCCACAGAUUGCAGAAACCCCCAAGGUACAAUCUUGAAGUUUUACAAUAAUGCCAUAGCAGAAAGAUACAAAGGCGUUGGGUGGAGAAAGCUCUUUGAGAAAACACAAGGUAAAAGGUUCUGUUUUGUCUUGUUUAGUUUUGUUUGACCAUGUAUGUGCACAGAAGAACUGAAAUAAGGAUGGACACUAAAGCUGUGUCUGGGAAGCAGCGUAAAUAUUUCCAAGCUCAAGGGAUGGCAGCUGACAGCAGUUGUGUUAAAGAGACAGUCAUGAAUAUUCAUGCUUCAUUCCCAGCAGUUGCUUCGAUAGGAGCUCCUUUCAGCUUAGACACUGUGGAUGGCUCUUGUCUCCUCAGAAUCAGAGUGGAGUAACACUGUCCCAAACAGGUUGUGAAGUCCUAGAAAUCCAAGUGACGUGUAAAUGAAGAGUGAGAAGUUGAGACAUUCUCUGUGUGUAAAACUAAAAUAAGAAAUAGGGUCAAAAAACAGCUGGUGUUACUCCAUAAAACUCAAUGGGUAUGUGUUGAAUUCAAAGUUUACUUUGAAAAAAACAAAAAGUUUACUUUAAUUUUUAUUGUAAGUCCAUUUAAAAUUAUAAAUAUUUGAACUUCAAAUUUUCUUAGAAUAUAAAUAAAGCAAUGAUUAACCUGAGUAGAUGGCAGGCAUUUAAGUGGCUGCCUGGGCAUUUGUGGCCUUUUGAUAGCUAGGGGAAAAGGAAAGUGUGCAUUUUAUACUUAACAUGUUCCCACAUUGGGUGAGUCAUUUCUUGUAAACAACCCUUUACCAUAGUGUGGGUAUAUCCGGAUAUUCAUGUUGACUUAGUCCUUAAGACCAGUUCUGGAAGUCUUAACUGUCAUAUUCACAUAAAGUGGGAUGCCUGAGGUCUCUGCGCUUCACCUUGCAGCAGGACCUAGACUCUGUGCCUCACUGGGUCCACAAGAUGGAAAGCUGGUAGACCUUAUGAGUUAAAAUGUCAACCCAUAGAGGAAGGACAUUAAGUCAGCAGUUACAUCAGGGACUACACAGCUGUGAGGUUUGACCUGUCUUUCCCCCAUUGAGACACAGUGCACCGUGGCACACCCUCUCAGUUAACUAUGAAAACUCUUUGCUCUGCAAAAAGCAGGAUCUGAAUUGAUUUGGGAGAUAUAGUGCUAAUCUUGUACUGGGAAACACCAUGGCAUUUCUCCACGGCAGUAUGUUCUAAGGAGUAUUUCAGAUAAUCAGUUACUGUAGACAUUAACCUGUAUUUCACACCUUGGGCCCAUGAAGUCUUUUGUUUUAGGAAGACUGUCUGACUAACAGUCUUGCUGUCUGAAGAAGACCAAGAACGCAGUUGAGUAAGCAUACUCGAUAGGCAGAACUGGAGCUACUGUGCUUCUUACCGGCAGCUAUGUUAACUUCCACAGCUAAAGGUCUUAAUGUGAGCAUAGAUUUUCACAUUCACAGCUUCCAUCCGCAUUGUUUAGCAGAUCACUAGAUGUCUUGGUUUACCAUUUUUCUUGUCAGUUUGGGGUAGAGGUUUUCAUUUUCCUCUAUGAUAUAUUUCCUGAUUAUAUGACUCUCAGUGUUCUGUCUUAAGCCCAGGUCACCCAUUUGCCAGUAUUUGUCUUAAGGAGAUCCUUCCCACAGUGGACACAGUGAAGAUCAGAGAGAUACACAAGCUUCUCUCCAUUUUUCAGAGAGUUUCAGCCAAUACUUAGAAAUACGUUUCCAGGUGAGAAAGGUUUUAAAACCUCAGAUCAUCCCCUGCCCAGGAUUUCUGCAUGGGAACAUGGUAGAGAAUAUGAGACAGAAAUAGACUGAGCAGCUACUGUGAACCUUUGAGUUUCUCACAGUGCCAGUCCGCAAGCACACUUAGAGAUUUUGAUCCUGAAGCCUACUUCAGCUCCAUCUGGUUUUCUGUAGUUAUAACCAUUGUUUCAUCAUCAUAUGAUGUUCUUACAGACUCUGAACUCGUUUGCUGUUGACUACCUUGUAUGUAGUAAACUGAAAGCUCUAGAAUGUGCCACUACCUAUAAUACCAUUCAGUUCAGUUCAUCUUUGGACCCCUCUUAGUUACAAAUGAUCAGUGACAUCUCACUAGCUACUGUCCUGAGGGAGGGAGCAAGUCUGAUCUCUAGGUAAUUGACUUAACAUCUCUGUAGCCAGAACACCAUUUGCAAACUCAUAAUUCCAACUCCAGGUCUGUCGAAUGAAUCCUAUGGACCAGGGCUGCAGAUUUGAUUCUACAGGUAGAUAUAUUGUUUGUGAUGUUAGUGGGAGCAUGCAAACUAGAGAGAAAAAUUAUGGGAAUUCCUCAGUAUUGUGUGUCUCCAUUUAGGCAACACAUCAGUGAGUUCUUGGUUACAGAAUGUUUGUUGGAGAUCAACAGUCAUUUUCUGAUUUUUAAGAUUGGUAAGUGUUUAUGGAGACCUUGCCAGCUAAAUCCAUGGCAGUGUCCAUUUAAAUAGUGCAAUUAAGAAUACCCCGAAAUAAAUGGAACCCAAAGUUGAAACGUGCCAGGAUGCCCCUUUUCUACCCAGGAGAAACCUUAUAUUUGGAAACUGUCUGCCUCUCUAAGUAAAUAUGUGAUUAAUAAGCCAUAUCACAGUUUAAGGAAUUGUAUAUACUUUCCUGUAUGCCCCUCCAAAAACCAAGUAUUUUGCAAAUGAUUGAUUUUAGAAAGAUUUUGAAGCUGGGGUUUAUCUGUGUAAUGAAAACCAGAAUCUUUGUAUAUGUACUGUAUUUGUAAUUUUCAAAUGAAAUUUCCUAUAUGAUUAUUAAAUAAAGUGUUGUUUUGCCUUGUGGUUUAUUAAAAACUUACAAUGUACAGCCACCUAAA
Molecule: messenger RNA, 5409 nt
Organism: Rattus rattus (black rat)
Lineage: Eukaryota; Metazoa; Chordata; Mammalia; Rodentia; Muridae
Gene: Slc30a4
Product: solute carrier family 30 member 4
Exons: 7
Coding region: 273-1565 (430 amino acids)
Biological process (GO): zinc ion transmembrane transport; response to zinc ion
Cellular component (GO): plasma membrane
Molecular function (GO): zinc ion transmembrane transporter activity
Source: RefSeq, a predicted model, not a curated record